AUGGCAUCAUUUAAGUGUCCACCAAGCGCACGUCUACAGUUAAGAUCCGCCAAACAGUCGAUGCAUGAAUGCCUAAUUUCUGAGAACGUCAAUGUCAGCAAUACUUGGACUAUGCCGCAAGAAGGACUCAAUGUUUUCUAUCGCUUCUUCCGUGAUCGAAUAUCCUGGUUCGAAGCAGAUGCCGUUUGCCAAUUCCAUCAUGCCAAUCUGGUGACAGUUGAUAAUAGCUUCCAAUUUGAUGCGACAAGGGAUCUUCUGCGCGAGCUGGAUGUGAACGAUAUUGUUUGGAUCGGUUUGAUGAGGCCGCAGAGCUCAGAACGUUUUAUGUGGUCCAAUUCUCGCCCACUGGUCACCGACACUGGCUACUGGGCCGAAUCAUUGCCACUAAUGGAUGCACCACUCUGCGCCGUCAUCGACCCCAUACGCGAUUAUCGUUGGCACGCGCUGCGCUGCGGCGGCCCCGAGACUGCAUCGUUCCUCUGCGAAAUGCCGGUGCCUUCCUGGGCUGACGCUUGCAUACUCAAGGAUAUGCCCAAUCUGACUAUGCAAUAUAUGGCUGAUACGGCAAGCAUUGAAUUGAUACGGAAUUGCGCAGAGGAGGGCCUGUUAAAGCAGUCGUGCAAAGGAAAGCAGGAUCGCGAUCGAGCUUUGCGUAAUCUGAUCUGUCCUCGCGAGCGUCUCGAAGCACAACGCAUCAACGACAUAACCAAUUCUCACUUCAAAUCACUCCAAAUCAUCAAUAGCAUUCGCACGGACAACAACGAAAACAACGAUAUCGAACUUCUACCGCUAGGGGAAACCUCUUAUGGCUCGGCCAGCAGCAGUGACCUUUCUGAGCAGGUACAGACCGAAAAGAAUACUGUACAACGACUCAUCGAGCAAUUCAAUGUGGACGAACUGAUGCAGGCUGAUGAGGCGCCAAUACCCAUGAGCAAUUACCAUAUACCAGGCGAGAUACCGAAACCGGUGAAGAAGGCAGCCAAGAAGGUGAUUGUGACUAGCGACGGUGAUUACCAGAAAAAGAAUCGAGCACAGAAAUAUGAUGAAACCAUUCAAUUACCACCACCAACGCCAAAACCAAAGAAGCAACAACAGUUAUUGGCUUUGGAAGAUAUGAUGCUAGGCGAUCAACCACAACAAAGUGGUGAACCGGAAAUGAUGGAGCACGUUGGCCCCGAAGAUGAUGAGGUGUCUAAUGAAAUAACGGAACCAUUGCCACACAAGAAAAAAGUGCUACCGCAAGAUCUAAAGACAAUGGCGCCCAUAACCGAGAAGUCGUCGGAGGAGACAGUGAGCGAAGAGAAGCAAGCGCAGAGAAUGAAAGAGGAGAUGCAGAAAAGAGUACUUUUUGAUGCCACUUUGGCAACCACUAGCACAACAAGCAGCAAUAUAGUAGUACCCAUAGCUAGAACAACAACAACUACUACCACCACUACUACCACAACCGCAGCACCGACAACAGUCGCGCCCAGCAGCACUGGAAUACCAACAUUGGCCCCGUCUUCAAGCAUCACCCAAAGUGCAAAUGAAAAUCAAGCCACAAUAACAACUCAGAAAGAUGCAGUCAGUUCAAGCACUGAAACAGCGCCCACUAUUACGCCUCCAGUUCAUCCUGCACCUGUUACAACUACAAGCGCGCACUCUUCAACCGAGUCGGAAUUGCACGUAUACUCCUCUUCAAUGCUCAGCAGCUCGUCAGCUCCUCAUACGUCCCCUAAAUCAAUUGAUUUCGAUGAAUUUGCUACUGAGUUACCCGCAACCAUAGGCCAUCCAAUGCAUCCACAACAACAGCAGCAGCGAGGCAAUAUUAUCACUGAGGAGUCACAGCAUCCACAUGUAAAGGAAUCGGCAGACAAUUCGCAUUUCAUACCACCUAUGUUGUUGGUGAAGUCGCAUUAUGUGCCACCGCUGAAGCAUAAUGAGCAUUCGGGUGCUGAACACCAUGGCAAUGGGAUGCAUGAGGGAGCGGUUAUGCAUGCUGGACAUGGGGAGCUCACAGUGGGUGCGGGUAAACCCAGUGAAGGCGUAUCCCACCACAGCACUCCAACCAACCACACACACCCUGUAUCAACGCCAAGUCAUACGACAACUGUGAAAGCUGAUAAAUCUGAUCUUGAAGCGCAGACUACAAUAACGCUGACCACCACAAUGGCAGCAAUAAAAUCAGCAGCAGCAGCAGCAGCAGCAACAACAGUAGCCACAAAAGCUGAUGUUGACGUUUUGACAAAGCAACCGACCGAUGAAUUGUCAGUAAAAGAACAACAACAGCCAACUGCGAAGUUAAUUGACAGCACGACUGUGGCAGCAAAACCACAACAACAGCAACAAAGCGGCCAACAAACUAGUAUUAAAGCUCAGCCGCAAGCUGAAAGUAAUACAGAGAAAAUACGAAAAAAUAACGAAGAAGUUAUUGCAACUACAACAACAACAAAAACGACAGGCUCACAUACGCCUACAACGCCAUUAGCCACGGUCGCAUCCGCUGUUAACAAGCACCAUUCAACAACAUCGCCGUCAACAAGAACAGCAACAACAACAAUAAAAACGCAGACGACAGUAAAAACAACAGAACCGGCAACCACAAUGAGAACUGCUGACGCCGUCGUGACACAUGAAAUUGAGAAGUCAGUAAAGCGGAACUCGCAGACAAAGGACUCUGAGGAGCUUACAAAAGAAAUGACAGUGAAGACAACUAAUAUAGCAGCGGAAACCCUGGUCACCACAGCAAUAGCAACAGCAGGGGCAGAUGAAUUGCAAACAAUGAAGGGCCCAAGCACAACACAUAAGCUACUACUCGACGAGCAAACAAAAGCAACGACAACAACAACAGCAGCACCAGCCGCAGCAAUACCAGGCGGAAGCGCAGCUAUGGUGACCGGAGUGCCAUCAACGCCAACCUUGGCUACAGUGACUACAAGUACUGCUGGCGCUACCGCUUCGGCAGCAACAGCCACAACAGCCACGCAUACAAUAACAACAACUACAGCAUGCAACAGUGACACAGAUAUGGAGUCAACAACUGCCAGCGGCGCUACAGACGAGAGUUCUGCAACCGAAGGCGCCGAUGGCAAGAAGCUGACGCGUGUACACCGCACUUGCCAGCCACGCAUCGAGAAAAGCAGAGGCAAGCAUAAGAAUCAUCAUGCCGCAACUACCGAACAGCCAACGCCGACACGGAACUUCUUAAAAGAAACCACAGAAACGCCACCCUACAAGCCAAAUCGUCAUCGCGUGCUGACCCAGCCGGAAACUGUCAGCUAUUUUAAGAAAAUAUUAGGUUAAGCGGAAAAUGGCGAGCGAUAGAGGGAUAGGAAGGAUGGAGGAAAGGAAGGUAAAUAGACGAAAGUGAGCAAUGUGGUAGAAGGUAGUGAUGGAGAGAUGAAAGAAGCAAAGGGGCAAGCGAAAAAGCUUAGAAAUGAUUUACUUGGCAUCACAUACGAGCAAGGAGAGGUAAAAUAAAAUUGUACGUAGGUAUAAAGCAGCUAAGUUUUUUAGGUAUGAAUACAUAUAAGAGGCAUAGUAGCAGCCGUAGAAGUAGUCGAGAUGGCGCGCAGUGAAAAGAGUAGCUGGAAAAGUACAGCUUAAGCUAAAACAUACAAGAAAAAGUGCAGCAGUAGCAGAUGAAAGUGUUGCGAGCAGCAUUUCUUUGUUUUCAAACCGGGAAACCAAUAAGAAAAAAAAAAGAAUCUAUGGGUUAUGAAUGAAAUAUUAAUGUAGGAUGUCAAUUUUGAGAGCUAAGAUAGAUAUGGAUUGGAAAGGGUUUAGAAAAAGCAUCUAAGCAACAUAAAUUCAUUUCGCACAUUUCGAUGGGGUCUUUGAAUUGCGCACCAGUUUUAUACUAAAUAAAUACUGCGAAAGAAGAAGCAGACAAUUUAAGUGCAAAAAUAGCUAAGGCUCAAGAUGGGAGAAGCGAAAAAGAGAGAGAAAUGGUUAGAUAAAUACUGGUAGGUUUUUGAAAAACAAAAACAAAAAUCAACAAGAAAUAUAAGGCCAAAGGAAAUUUUAGUAUCAUCGUUUAGAUUUACACACACCAACACUUACACAAGUCUACAAGUCUACUUAUACUUACAAAUAAGCAAACACCAAAUAUGACUUAACAUACAAAAUGACGUUAUACAUUUUUAGUGUAUUACAACAAAAACAAAAGAAAGGGAAGUUACAGCGUUUAAUAAUUCAUUCUACAAACAAUUUUAUCUGUCAAUAUCACUGUCGAGUUUUCUACUAAGAAUAACGCUAUUCACUAAGAAAGCCAAGAUACUAUACUUUAAUAUAUACUUCCGCUAGCACAACAAGUAAAAUAUGUAGGUGUUAUUCUAGAUCCCAAACUCAGCUGGUGACCCAAUGUAGAAUACAGAGUGAAGAAAGCUAAUAUAGGACUUAACACGUGUAAGAGAAUGUUGGGUAAAAAAUGGGUUCUUGAACAAAAGCUAUACAAUUGAUCCUACACAGCCAUUGUAAGAUCGUUACUAACAUAUGCGGCACUAGUCGGGUGACCCGCUAUUGAAAAUAAAUACAUGCAAGCUAAUUUGAGGUGAUAAGGUAAGAAUGGAUCUUAACCACAGGAGCACUUAGUAGCACUGCCACCGAAGCGCUUAACAUACUAACGCAUCUAUUACCAUUGGACUUUCAUUUAAAAGCGAUCGCUACAUGCAACGCAGUGAGACUCAGAGACAUACGAAGCUGGACAAAAAGUUCGUACGGUCACAGCAAGAACCUCCUACAGGGACCCGCACUGCUCGAAAACAAAUCAGACUACAAAAUUCCCAACGUUACCUUAACUUGAAGAAAGAUUUUAGAGAGCCGAAUAUAGGAAAGGUGAUUGGCAGAUUCGACAUUCAAAUCUACAUUGAUGGUUCUAAAAUGAACUAUACUGUGAAGCUGGCAUAUAUUCGAAGCCGCUUAAAUUAUCCAAAUCAGUUCGGCUUCCUGACUAUGCCUGCGUAUUCCAGGCAGUACCAAUAGCAAUCAGAGAAGCAUGCAAAUCACUAGAACAUUACAGAGAAGUAGGUGCAAGAGUAGCUAUCUUUUCAGACAGUCAAACAGCUAUCAAGGCCUUAGAUUUUGAUUCCAUUUCAUCCAAACUAGUUUUACAGUGUAGAAAGGAACCGGAAUUGCUUUGUCAAUGGCUUCAAAUUACUUUAAUAUGGGCUCGCAGUCAUACGAAUAUAGAGGGUAAGAAGAUAGUGGAUGAGCUAGCAAGAAGAGGUUCGGUAUAAAACAUAAGAUAACAGAAAGAAAGUGGAAGCUACACUACAACAAGAAAGGCAUGGCCGACGUACACCAUCCAGAGGCUGAACUUCCUGUUAGGACCCUCUCGCCCAAGCAACUCACGUAAUACUGCAAUCAUUGCGGGUCACUGGAAGGUAGACGAUUAUGCAGUCAUUCUCAACCAUUCAAAUCUACAGAAGUCGUCAGGCGGAGGAGUUGAAAGAAAGUCCUUUCCACCAGUUAUGCCAAUAUCCAGUUUUAGGUUGAGUAAGACUUUGCUCUUUUGGUAAGCCUUUCUCACGGCAAAUUAAUGAAAUCUUAAACGUAGAGAUAAAAAGUUUGCUGCUGUACUUUGAUCUCAUGAAAUAGAUCUGGCUCAAAUAAAAGAAGAAAAACAAAAAACAAUAAGACAUCAAAGAGUACAGUGGUAGUAGAACGGAGGUAGUCGCUAAGUAGGAUUAUUUUAGUCGAAAUACUGAACCACUUCAACAGCAACAACAGCAAAAUUUGGUAAGGAAUUGCAAAACUAGACACAAAUUUGUAUCCCAAAGUGGAACUAUUCGAAAUUAAAGCCACAAAAUGGUUCACAAAUUUAAAGCAUUAGUAGAUUACUCGGCUUUGUCUGAUAUUGGCAGGCACAUUCACACAUGCAUACGUGCAUACAUACAUACAUACACACAUUCGAGUUCGAGUUGCAUUUCUAACAGCAAUUAAAUGUUUAACAGAUUGAAAUAUAUUAAAUAGUUUAUAAUUUCUAAGCUUAAUAUGAAUUUAUGUAAUGAAUGGUGAAAAACUUAAAAACAAACAAAGAAACAACAAAAAAACAACAAAGAAAAAAACCCAAAAAAACAUAAUAAGCAAAUGCAGAAGUUAGCAAACAAUUUUGUGCAGUACCAAAAGCGCACAACCGAAAAGUGAAUACAAACAAACAAACAUACACACUGGCACACAUGAAUGUCAACAAAAACAACACAUUUUAUUACUCAUUAUGUACAAUUCAAAACAAAAAUUACCGUAAAAUCGUUUUUAAAUUGAACAACCAGAGAAAUGCGUUCAUGUGCGCAUUUAUGUGCUUAUGUGCUUACAUGCAACAACAACAAGCAGGCACAAAAAAUUUAAAACAAUUUAAAGUAUUGUAAUAAUUAAAACAAACUAAAUAACUAUUAAUAAAGAGAUUAAUUAAUAAAUAAUAAAUGAUUAUGAAAAUUUAUUGAGUCAACUUUGUAAUGUGCGCAAGUGUGUGUGCAUGUGAUAUGUGUAUGUGUGUCUGUGUGUGCGCAUAACUGCGUAUUAUGCAUUAAUUCAAUAAUUAUUGAAAGCAUAUUGUAGACACAGGGUAUGAACAAACACACACACAUACAAAAAAGGCACACACAUACAAACAAACAGUCAUGCACACACAGCAACCGCCAAGUUCAAUAAACAGUAUUUUUUUUUUUUUGGAUUUUCAUCAAACGAAUUAAAUUAUUUGUUUGCGCAUGUAUUGGUGAGGUGAAUUGCGAACAAUGCUGUCGCAAAACAAACCGAAAACAAAAUAAUUAAAAUUUUCACUAAUGAAUAUUUGUUGUGCGAUUGUGAAAAAGCAACAACAACAACAAGCCCCUUAUAAAAACCCAUACACUUUGUGAAACGGUAUUGCAAACAAUGAGUAAAAGGAAAUAUACAACACAAUUAAACGGAAUUU
This is a messenger RNA of Anastrepha obliqua, 6892 nucleotides long. Its product is annotated as mucin-2. Bases 1 to 3282 code for a protein of 1093 amino acids. The transcript is spliced from 7 exons. The record is from RefSeq and is a predicted model, not a curated record. NCBI's taxonomy places the organism in Eukaryota, Metazoa, Arthropoda, Insecta, Diptera, Tephritidae.